Ipomoea nil (Japanese morning glory) is the source of this 1424-nucleotide messenger RNA. RefSeq names its product GATA transcription factor 9-like. NCBI's taxonomy places the organism in Eukaryota, Viridiplantae, Streptophyta, Magnoliopsida, Solanales, Convolvulaceae. Gene Ontology annotation, molecular function: zinc ion binding; sequence-specific DNA binding. The coding region runs from base 139 to 1248 and encodes 369 amino acids. Gene Ontology annotation, cellular component: nucleus. The record is from RefSeq and is a predicted model, not a curated record. The transcript has 2 exons. Gene Ontology annotation, biological process: positive regulation of DNA-templated transcription.
AUAAACCCUCUCCUUCUCUCCCUCUCCCACCUCUCUCUCUCCUCCCAACACAUUACUUCCUUUCUCUCUCUCUCUCUCACACACACACACACUAACCAAGCAAAUUUCUCCUUCUUUCACUCUCGCUCGACUAUUACCAUGGAAACGCCGGAUUUUUUCCAACCCCCCACUCACUACACCACCCAAUUCACCCCCGACAAGCGCCACCCCUCCGCCACCGCCGACUCCAAGAACAAUAAUAAUGCCGCCGACCAUUUCGUCGUCGACGACCUCCUCGACUUCCCCAACGAUGACACCAUGCUCGCCGUUGUUUCCGACGCCGACGCCGCUGCUCUCGCCGCCGACUCCUCCUCCGCCACCGCCUGCAACUCCUCCCCCUUCUCCGCCGCCACUCAAUUCGCCCCUGCCAUUGCCUGCCGCAACCACCUCACCGACGCUCCCUUCUCCGGCGAAUUUUUUGUCCCGUACGAGGAUGUUGCUGAGCUUGAGUGGUUAUCGAAUUUCGUGGAGGAAUCAUUUUCCAGUGAGGAUUUGCAGAAGCUUCAGCUCAUUUCGGGAAUGAAGGCUGGGAAUGAGGAUGAAUCAUCCCAAUCCCAAUCCCAAUCCCAAACCCACCAUUUCCAGCCCGAACCCAACCCGGCUACUACUUUCAGGCCCGAGAUGGCGGCGGCAGUGCCGGCCAAGGCACGGAGCAAGCGUUCACGCGCCGCCGCGCCAUGCAACUGGACGUCCCGCCUCUUGGUGUCCCUAUCACCCUCCGUCGACAACGUCACCACCACCACCACCACCCCUGCCAUCUCGUCGUCUUCGGAGUCGGACUUGACGACGUCCAGCUCCGGGAAGAAGACGGCGGCUCCGAAGAAGAAGGACGCCGCCGCCGCCGCCGCGGCGGCGGCGGGCAGCAACGGCGAAGGGCGGAAGUGUCUCCACUGCGCAACGGACAAGACGCCGCAAUGGCGAACGGGCCCCAUGGGCCCGAAAACCCUCUGCAAUGCAUGCGGGGUUAGGUACAAGUCGGGUAGGCUAGUGCCCGAGUACCGGCCCGCGUCCAGCCCGACGUUCGUGCUUACCAAACACUCCAAUUCUCACCGUAAAGUUCUGGAGAUUAGAAGGCAAAAGGAGCUUGUUCGGGCCCAACAGCACCACCACCAAUUCCUUCAUCAGAAGAUGAUGUUCGACGUAUCCAACGGUGACGAUUACUUGAUUCAUCAUCAACAUAUUGGGCCCCAUUUCCGGCACUUGAUCUAGGGAGGCCAGACACCCACGUGUCAGUAGACAAAUUUCUUUUCCUUUAUUUUUAGUUACGUUAUGUCAUAGAGAGAUUAAAUUAGUUUCCUCAGCAUCCUGAAUUGGAUUGGAUUCUUAUUAACUUUGGUUGAUUUUUGUAGCUUUUCUAAUUUGAAUCAAAGGGCAGCAUUACAAGA